Messenger RNA from Pelecanus crispus (Dalmatian pelican), 834 nucleotides. Lineage: Eukaryota; Metazoa; Chordata; Aves; Pelecaniformes; Pelecanidae. The record is from RefSeq and is a predicted model, not a curated record.
AAAAACUCCUGCAUAUUGCCAGAGGAUUUAAAGAACUUCUAUCUGAUGACCGAUGGUUUCCAGAUGACCUGGAGUGUGAAGACCGAUGAUACUCCGAUGCCCCUGGGCUCCAUGGUAAUUAAUAGUGUCUCGAAGCUAUGUCGGCUUGGAGGUUCCUCUAUGUACACUCUGCCUAAUGCACCAACUCUCGCUGACCUGGAAGAUGACACAGAUGAGGAAGGUAAUGGAGACAAACCAGAGAAGCCACACUUUGAUUCUCGUAGUCUUAUCUUUGAAUUAGACCCGUGCAAUGGGAAUGGGAAAGUUUGUCUUGUUUAUAAGCAUGCUAAACCAGUUGUCUCAACAGACACAGAGAUAUGGUUUCUGGACAGAGCUCUGUAUUGGCAUUUCCUCACCAAAACCUUCACAGCCUACUACCGCCUGCUCAUUACCCACCUGGGUCUCCCACAGUGGCAGUACGCCUUCACCAGCUAUGGGGUCAGCCCCCAGGUCAAGCAAUGGUUUAACAUGUAUAAACCCAUAACCAUCAACACAGCUCUCCUCUCUGAAGAAGCUGAUUCCUUUGUGAACAAGCUGGACCCCAAUAAGGUAUUUAAAAGCAAGAACAAAACUCCAGUGAUCAAAAAGAAACCACUGUCCCAGCCAGCAGGCUCCCAAAAGAGUCACACAAGCGUGACCUCCUCCAAGACAUCCUCACUAGCUGGGAAUUCUUCAAGGAAGUGAGAUUCCCCCACAUCUGACCCUGGACAGCAUUUGCAAUAAGCUUUGAUGUUCUCUGACGCAGAGUCUCAGUGGUUCAGACCAAGUUCCUUGUGCAUGAAUAGAUGUGCCCAU